AGCCGCCUCGUCAGCAGCAUCAGGACCACAAAAGAUCCCCAGGAGACAGCAAUGUGGAGGGAGAAGAUGGUGAAUGUAAACACGACGAGGGGAGGCAGCGCGUCGUUUUGUGGGACAGCAGUCGCCACUUGCGCGUGGUAAAACGAACUUUAAGGCGAUUCGGUGCGUAAAAACGCACAUCUAGAGCCACAAACGAAGGCAGCGGAGAUGCGACGGCUCCAACAACACUUGAUGGCACUGAUUUAGUCUCAUGACGACGCUUUUCAAACCUCUGCUGCGCUGCAAAGGACAACCACAAAACCGGAUUCCUCCCAUGUCGUCGCAUGUGACGGGCUUUCUUGUGUAAGAGUCGCAGGUUUCUAGUGGGAUGCACAUCAGUGUUUGGCCGUACUCGCUCUCCGUCGUAAUGGCAGCUCUGUACCAGGGCACGGACGCUUCCUCUCCGGACAAAUUUCUGGCCUUAAAGGACGUGAGAGAAGUGAAAGAGGAGACGACACUGGAUGAGAAGCUCUUCCUGCUGGCAUGCGAGAAAGGUGACUACUACAUGGUGAAGAAGCUGCUCGAGGAGAACCGACAUGGCGAGCUCAACAUCAACUGCGUGGACGUGCUGGGCCGAGACGCCGUGACCAUCGCCAUCGAGAAUGAGAAUCUAGACAUCCUGCAGCUUCUGCUGGAGCAUGGCUGCCAGGCGACAGAUGCUUUGCUAGUGGCCAUAGACUCCGAAGUGGUCGGAGCUGUGGACAUCCUCCUCAAUCACAGGCCGAGGAGAUCUUCCAAGCCCUCAAUUGCUAAACUGAUGCAGCGGAUUCAGAACCCGGAGUAUUCCACCACCAUGGAUGUGGCUCCGGUCAUCCUGGCGGCUCACAGGAACAACUACGAGAUCCUGACGAUGCUCCUGAAGCAGGACAUCUCGCUUCCCCGGCCUCAUGCUGUAGGCUGCGAGUGCACGCUCUGCAAUGCUAAAAACAAGAAGGACAGCUUGCGACACUCCAGGUUCCGCCUUGAUAUCUACCGAUGCUUGGCUAGCCCCUCUCUCAUCAUGCUGACUGAGGAAGAUCCAAUACUCAGAGCCUUUGAGCUGAGCGCAGACCUGAAGGAGCUCAGCCUUGUUGAGGUGGAGUUCAGGAACGACUAUGAGGAACUGGCGAAGCAGUGCAAGAUGUUCGCCAAGGACCUGCUGGCUCAGGCUCGAAACUCUCGGGAACUCGAAGUGAUUCUCAACCACACGUCCAGCGACGAUCACGUGGACAAGAGAGGUUUACUGGAGGAGCGAAUGAACCUCAGCCGACUCAAACUCGCCAUCAAGUACAACCAAAAAGAGUUCGUGGCUCAGUCCAACUGUCAGCAGUUCCUCAACACCGUCUGGUUCGGAGAGACGGCCAGCUACCGCCGCAAACACACCUGUCUGAAGAUGGCCACAGUCCUGAGCGUGGCGAUGCUUUGGCCGCUGCUUUCCGUCUGCUACCUUCUGGUGCCGCGCUCCCGAGUCGGCCAGAUAAUACACACGCCUUUCGUGAAGUUCAUCAUCCACAGCGCCUCCUACUUCACCUUCCUGCUGCUGCUCAACCUGUACUCUCUGGUCUACAACGAGGGCAAACAGAACACAAUGGGCCCCGCACUGGAGAUGAUCGAUUACCUGCUCAUCCUCUGGAUCAUAGGAAUGGUGUGGUCGGACGUAAAGCGUCUGUGGUACGUGGGGCUGGAAGACUUUCUGGAAGAGUCGAGGAACCAGCUGAGUUUUGUGAUGAAUUCCCUUUACCUGGCCACUUUUGCCCUCAAGAUUGUUGCGCAUAGCAAGUUUAAAAAUGCCCAGGACACGGACAGGAAGAACUGGGAUGCCUUCCAUCCCAUCCUGGUGGCUGAGGGCUUGUUUGCCUUCGCCAACGUCCUGAGUUACCUGCGACUUUUCUUCAUGUACACCACCAGCUCUAUACUGGGGCCACUACAGAUCUCCAUGGGUCAGAUGCUGCAGGAGUUUGGGAAAUUUCUGGGCCUCUUCCUGCUCGUGUUGUUCUCCUUCACGAUUGGACUCACGCAGCUCUAUGGAAAGGACCAGAAAGACCCAGACAAGAAUCAAACCAAGGACUGCGAGGGCAUCUUCUGCCAGCAACAGAGCAAUGAUGCAUUCCACACGUUUAUGGGGACCUGCUACGCCCUGUUCUGGUACAUCUUCUCCCUGGCACAUGUUGCACUCUUCGUCACCCGCAUCAGCUACACGGAGGAGCUGCGAUCUUUUGUGGGCGCCAUGAUCAUCGGCACCUACAACAUCGUGGUGGUUAUCGUGCUGACCAAGCUGCUGGUUGCAAUGCUCCAUAAAAGCUUCAGACAAAUUGCCAAUCACGAGGAUAAGGAGUGGAAGUUUGCUCGGGCCAAACUGUGGCUUAGCUACUUCGAUGACAAGUGUACCCUGCCUCCUCCGUUCAACAUCCUGCCCUCCCCGAAGACCGUCUGCUACUUGUUGACCAGCAUGAGCAAGUGGAUCUGCUCACACACCUCAAAGGGCAAAGUGAAGAGACAGAAUAGCCUUAAGGAGUGGAAGAACCUGAAGCAGAAGCGAGACGAGAACUACCAGAAGAUCAUGUGCUGUCUGGUUCACCGCUAUCUGACCUCCACGCGGCAGAAGAUGCAGAGCACAGACCAGGCAACGGUGGAAAACCUGAACGAUCUGCGCCAAGAUCUGUCCAAGUUUCGCAACGAGAUGAGGGACCUGUUAGGUUUCCGGACGUCCAAAUACGCCAUGUUCUACCCAAGGAGCUAAAAAAAAAAACAAACAGACUAGUUGCUCUUUCCCUUCCCUGCCUUUUGAGAAAACCUUUGCUUCUUGUUUAUCUGGGAUGCUGUGUGACCCGAGCAUGUGCAACAAAAAGAAAAAAACAAACUCUGCUCUUUUUGAGUCACAGAGGCGACUUUUAAACCUGGAACUAGAUAAUUAUAUAUUCACCACCAAAGCCUCCAGACUCAGGCCCUUCCUUAUAUCUAUCAUUCAGCUAUUUAACCUCGUUUGUAAAUAUCAAAGCCAUUGUUUUCAACAGAAAGCUAAAUAAAGAUUUGUGGAAAAAUUUGA
This is a messenger RNA of Amphiprion ocellaris (clown anemonefish), 3064 nucleotides long. It is a transcript of the gene trpc1, whose product is annotated as transient receptor potential cation channel, subfamily C, member 1. The coding region runs from base 368 to 2758 and encodes 796 amino acids. The transcript has 13 exons. The record is from RefSeq and is a predicted model, not a curated record. Gene Ontology annotation, molecular function: inositol 1,4,5 trisphosphate binding; store-operated calcium channel activity; protein binding. Lineage: Eukaryota; Metazoa; Chordata; Actinopteri; Pomacentridae. Gene Ontology annotation, cellular component: cation channel complex; membrane. Gene Ontology annotation, biological process: regulation of cytosolic calcium ion concentration; calcium ion transmembrane transport; manganese ion transport.